This is a messenger RNA of Nematostella vectensis (starlet sea anemone), 1057 nucleotides long. Its product is annotated as SH3 and PX domain-containing protein 2A. Gene Ontology annotation, molecular function: phosphatidylinositol binding; superoxide-generating NADPH oxidase activator activity. Gene Ontology annotation, biological process: superoxide anion generation. The coding region runs from base 1 to 600 and encodes 199 amino acids. Lineage: Eukaryota; Metazoa; Cnidaria; Anthozoa; Actiniaria; Edwardsiidae. The transcript has 2 exons. The record is from RefSeq and is a predicted model, not a curated record.
AUGAACGAUAAACUUCCUAUCGAAACAGGCUUCGAAAAUAGCUCCAGUCUUCCAAAGCAGACACACGUCAAGGUAGCCGAGGUGACAGGGAUACGAGAAAGAACUCGCGGCAAGAAGAAGCAGUUCGUAUUUGUGCUGAAUUUGAUUUGGUCGGACGGCACCAGUGGCACGAUUUGGAGGAGCUACAGUGAAUUCUUUGACUUGCAGUGCAAACUUCUUAAUAAUUUCGCGGAAGAGGCAGGCAGAGGAAAAAGGAAAGUGCGAACAAUACCAUUUCUUCCAGGCAGGGAAAUUCUCAAGAAGAGUGACCAGAGGUUGGCAGAGGAAAGGAGACCCAAAAUAGCUAAAUACCUUAACGACCUGCUGUUACUUCCACCACAUGUAUCUCAAAGCCUAGAAGUGUUUUCCUUUUUUCACUGCUCAAGAGAUGAUCCUGAAUGUUUCAACCAAUUUCCAGUUAAGCUUGACUCUUUUUCUGACUUUGUUAUGCCAGAAGACAAGACAUUGGACAAAAAUGAGAGUAAAAUCAAUGUUGAUGUUGGACAAGUGAACAAAUCAUAUACAUCUUCAUUAAAUAGAGAUAAUCAUUGUGCUAUAUGAGUUUCUUGAGAGAACAAACCAAUCGAACACACAAGGCAUGUUAACAAGAUUUCCAUGGGAGGAGUGGAAUAAAAAAAAAAGACUGGGUUUUGGGCACAAAGGCAAUCCACCUGCAUAUCUCUCCCCUCUUAAAUGCUUGAUAAUAUGCCCUAGUUUAGUGAUUUAGCUAAGGCUUAGCUGAAAAUAGUGAUGGAGACACAAGAACAAGGUGAAACAAGCCAGCAAAGCUGUGAUGAGAUACCUGUGUUGAGUAUUACAAAAGGCUCAAACAAUAAGCCAACACUCAUCAGUCCAUGGCAUUUGAAAAGAGAAAACCAAUAUUUCUUUCUGACGCUUUGUGCACCAGGCAGAAGAUUCACGUAAUAAAAACUCAAAAAAGUCAAAAAUACAAUUUUUUUUACAGAUGACAAGUUUAUUAUCCCUACUAUACAUUUAAUAAAUUGCAUUGUGUUGUGAA